Molecule: messenger RNA, 201 nt
Organism: Knipowitschia caucasica
Lineage: Eukaryota; Metazoa; Chordata; Actinopteri; Gobiiformes; Gobiidae
Source: the annotation of a GenBank genome assembly
AUGUCGGGGCUGUCUCUGUCCUCGUCUCUGCCUCGCUCUGGGCUCUCCAGGGCAGGACCCGGAGCUCACAAACCUCCUCCAGGAGAGAGGGACCUCCAGGGGAACCGCUCCUACCUGCUGCGCAUCGGGGAGAGACUGAUGAGGGCGGGGAGCGAGGGGAACCUGGUGAGACCGAGGCACGGGGAGCAGAGCAAAGAAUAA